UCCUAAUCAUUCGCUGUGCACAUGCUACGUAAUUCCCGUUGACUCACCGGUGAUCGGACCAGAAAAAAUGUUCUUUUGACGAGGGAAGGUUUAUUUAUUCUAUUCGUCGACGGCAAUGCCAUUCUUAAUGGAAUCAUAUUUGUUUUUGAAAGAAUACAAGGGUAUAGUUCAUCAAAUCGUGCUGAAUUAUUGGGAAAAUUUUGGAUAUUUUUCACCGGUUACGGAACAUCCGAGGCGAAACUGACGAUUGGUAUCCCGAGCGCGCAGGCGUGGAACAACUAGCACCGCACCGUAUGAAGCUCUCUUCAAAAUCGGGGUCGAGUUUAUGUGAUGAACUGAACCAGAACACUUAUUUUUCGGUUGAAUUCAUAGAAUUUACGAUUACGUUGUUGAUGAAGAUAAAUCGUAGGACGAAAAAAUAAAAAGAAGGGCUUGUUUUGAAUAUAGACUAACGUGGUUUAACUUAAAUAAAACUUAAUAAAAAAUGUCUGGGAUUUGCAGGUUGUUGAUCCUGCCAAGCAGAAUUUCUCGGUCAGCUCUCGGUGUCGCACUUCGAGGAGAUAUUACAUCAGGGCUGAUAGUAACCUCACAUCAAGACUACAGCCAUGGAUUAUCACACAGAGGGAAUACCAGGAAAUGCAACAGGCAUUUACAUGUAUCAAGUAAUUGCAAUAAAUGGCCGUCCAGAGAUCACCUAGCCCAAAGAUAUCCAACAUCAACAGAGCAUAGGACUUCAUGUGUAUCACCAUUCCAUCUAUCACAUAUAUCCCAAGACUCUAUUCGAAAUGUGCCAACAAUUUUAGAACCUCAACAUGUCUAUGCACAAGUUAUCAGUAUACGUAACUUGCACGGGUCCUCUCGGUUGUACGACCUGGCCGACCCGGAGUCAAAGGUCGAGAGGACCGUGAAAGCCUUGAAGGAUAAGAAGAAAGAGAAGGAGAGACAUGUGGAGAAGGUGGAAGGAGAUACGAGGGAAGCGAAGCUAGAAGACAUGGGGGCCCUGCCCCGACCGGAAGUGAUCCUGGUGCCGAAGAAACCGAUAAUGGUUCGGAUUAAGGAUGAGGUGAUGCACUAUGUCAAUGGCUUCCGGCUGUUUGGAGUGGACCUUAAGAUUGCAAUGCGUCACCUGUGGGCGGUUCUGAAUGGUGGUAGUUUGACCAGGAGAGAGUAUAGACAGUUUACACGUACUGCCUCCGAUCUGUUCCGACUCGUUCCUUUCUCUGUUUUCAUCAUCGUACCGUUCAUGGAGUUCCUUCUUCCAGUCGCCCUGAAGCUCUUCCCGAACAUGCUACCCAGCCAUUUUGAAACUAAAUCCAAGAAGGAAAAGCGUUUGAAGAAAGAAUUGAAACUGAAGCUUGAGAUGGCCAAAUUCUUGCAGGAUACCAUCGAGGAGACAGCACUUCAGUCCAAGAGAACCCAGAAAGGAGAUACUGCACAAGAGAGUGCACUCCAGUUCAAAAACUUCAUGGAUAAGAUCCGAGAGACUGGAGAACAGGCUAGUAACGAGGAGAUCAUGAAGUACUCUAAACUCUUUGAAGAUGAGCUUACACUUGACAAUCUCUCCCACGACCAGUUGAGGGCGCUAAAUAGGUUACUACAGCUACCCACCAUAGGGACAAACAACAUUCUCAGAUUUCAACUCAGAAUGCAACUCAGGACUUUGAUGGCUGAUGACAAGAUGAUCAAGAAGGAAGGUGUAGAUUCCUUGACUCAGAGUGAAUUACAAGCAGCUUGCCAAGCCAGGGGUAUGAGAGCUCUUGGUGUGUCUAUAGAGAGACUUAAAUCACAACUAUCACAGUGGCUUGAGCUUCACAUAGAUGAGCAGAUCCCGACAUCCCUUCUGCUUUUAUCAAGAGCGCUCUACUUGCCAGAGCACUUAUCGACUGGAGAUCAAUUGGUUGCUACCAUCGCUUCCCUGCCACCAGAAACGGCGGAUGAAGCAAAGGUGAAACUUGCGGAAAUCGAAGGUAUCAAGGUAGAUAACACUGAGAGGCUUAAGAUUACCAAGAAAGAAGAAGAAGAGAUCAAGAAGGAGAAAGAAGAGAAGAAACUCAGGGAAGAACAAGAACUCCUGGAAAUGGAAAAGAAGAAGGCUGAGAAGUUGGAAGCAGAAGUGCUUGACAUGGGUGAAGUUCUGGUAGACAAGGCACCUAUCCUCCAGGAGACAGCACGCGUUACAGUUGAAGAAGAUCAGGUGACAAAGGAAGAUCUGACUGAGCUUGGUGAGGUACUGGUUGAGAUCGCUAAGGAGAAGGAUGCCUUGUUUGAAGAGAAGGGAGGUCUAGAGGAACUCAAGGAGGACGUAGAGGAGUAUAAGGAGGAUCUGGAGGACUUGAGAAGAGAAACAGAGGAUGUUGACAUGCCGGAUCUUACUGAGUCAAAGUCAUCUGUCAGGCUAGGAAAACAGGUUGAUCGUAUGAUGGGCAGGCUGGAGAAGAUUGUCUCGGAGCUGGAGGAGCAGAGGACAGCCCUCCGGGAGGAGCAUGCGGAGAUGAAGGAGAAUCUGGAGACCAAGAGGAGAGUAAUGGAUGAAGGAGACAACUCCGAGGAGGAGCAGGAGGCCUGGGAGCAACUCAAGCAGAGGGUCACUAAAAAGAAGAAGAAUCUGAUCCGUGUGGAUGAGCUGAUAGAUGCUAUGCGUAAGUUUGGCAAGGUGUCUGAUGAAGAUAAGCUACAGCGUAUUGCCGAGGUUCUUGAUGAGGAUCAUGAUGGUGCUAUACAAGUUCAGGAAGUACUCAGGGUUAUUGAGACAAUGGCCAAGGAGGAGAUAGCUCUCAACACCAAGCAGAUCGGAGAGGUGAUGGAUCUCUUGUCGAAGGAGGAGAUCAUGGAGGAGCUGGAGAAAGACGUGGAGCGGGAGGAGAAGGAGAUACUCAGGGAGAGCUCCAACUCCAAAGAAGUAGAGAAGAAUUAACGGUUGUAGGAGAAGGAGGAGAAUGAGAAGGAGAUCUUUUCAGAGAGCUCCGGGCAAGAAGAGAAUUAAAGGGUGUAAGAGAAGAAGGAGAUGCAUGAUCUUUUGAAUGUGCUCCAAGAUAGUAAAAAAGAAUUAACGGUUGUAGGAGAAGGAGGAGAAUGAGAAGGGGAUCUUUUGAGAGAGCUCCGGGAAAUAAGAAGAGAAUUCAAGGUUGUAAGAGAAGGAGAUCUUUUGAUAGAAUUCCAAGAGAGUGACUGAGAAGUAAAUGUUAUGAGAACAGGAGCUAUGAAGGCUACAGGAGUAGUAGGAGAAAUGUGAUCUUUUGAGAGAGCUCCGACAAAGAUAACAAUGAAAGGUAAUUUUCAAGAGAGCUCUUAUAAUCUUCUAUUCCAUCAUUGUGUAAAGCGCUGUGAAACGAUGAUAUAUUGUGUAAGCGCUAUAUAAAUGAACAUAUUAUUAAAGAUAGUGGGAGCUUUUGAGAUCUUUUUAGAGACCUUUAAGGAAGUGAGAGAAGGUUAUAGUGUGGGAGAAUGAGAAAACAUAUUUCUCAAGAAAGCCCCAAGGAACUAGAGAAGAUUCAAUUAAGAGUACUGGGGCAGAAGUAGGAUAUUUUUUUGAGAGAGCUCCAACAUCAAGAUGUAUGGAGAUCUUUCAAGGGAGCUCAAGUAAAGUAAGAAAUGAUUUUAAGUUUGUGGAAUCAGGUGUUCUGGUGAUCUUUCCAAAGAGCUCCAAGGUAGAAGCAGAAAUGACUAAAGGUUGAGGGAAUAGGAGCUAUGGAGUUGAUGGAAGCUCUUGCGGAGUAGUACUAGCUUGAAGCUCUUAGGAGAUGGAUUGUAUCUAAUGAUUUCUUAUAGAGAAGAAAUAGAAAAGUCCUAGAAAGCAGGAGCCACAAUUCAUUUCAAAUUUAUAUUUUUUUCCAUUUUCACAAAAUAUCAUUUUUCAAUAUAAUCUAUACAAAAUGAUUUGUCAUGAAAGGGUAUAAUUAUAUAAAAGAUUUGUUAACAGAAGAAGGCAUAAUUCCCUUAAAGCAGAGCUUGUGGUGGGGAUGCUCACGUAACACAAAUACAAAUAUUAUUAUGAAAAUAAUGAUAAUAAUAGGCAUUUAUAUAAUGCCAUCUAUCUAUAAAUAUUCUAUUCGAAGGCGCACAAGAACAAGAGAGAGUUUGGAUUGAGUGUCAUGGUGCCAAGAACUAAUACUGGUUGGUGGAGCUGUCGAUAAGAUUUAGUAGUACAGAAAAAAAAAUAUUAAGGAAAUGAAAUUGGGUGCUAUUUAGAAAGGCCAUUAGUGAAUGCAUUCCCUACCCUAUAUCCAAGUGAAUUUUAAAGGCUUAUUUUAGGAUUAUUCAAGAGUCAGACUUGAAACCUGUGAUAUCAGAUAGCAGUGCUAUGAUGAACAGUUAUUACAAAUAUGUUUAUAUGAAAAGAAAAUGUGAUGGUUUUGUUUAAUUGCAAGAUAAUUCUUUCCUUUGGGGAAUGUACUCUAAGAAUACCUUGGGGAAUGUGUUCUUGGUAGUUGGAGUCCUGCAUGAUAUGUUUUACAAACAUGUAAAAUUCAUUGAUGAUGUGAUAGUUUAAAGAACUAUUUUUCUUUUACUGAAAUAUUUUAGGAAUAAUCCUAUUCAGCUACUAAUAGAUUUUAAUUUGUAUCUAGUUUCUAUGAAAAAAAGAAUUAAAAUGGUUACAUUCUUACUUCCUCAAAAAUGAUUGUGUCAUAAAAAAAAUGAUAGCGAUAUUGAAGUGAUAUGAUAUAUAUAUAUAUACAUAUAUGGAUAUGUACCAUUAUCAACUCUAUCAGCAAUAUGAAUUAGAAUAGUGAACAUUUCAUUAAUUGUUUUUAGAAAAUAGUUUUAAAAAAUUCCUGUCCCUGCCUUAAAAUGGACGGUCAAGUUGUGGGAAAAUGAAGACAAUAAUAGAAAUUUUUCAAUUUUUUUUAGGAUGAAUAUUGCAAUAAAAAAUUCAAUUUGCAAAGCAUUUCUCUUUAAAAUGCCCAUACUUUGUGAAAAUAUGACCAAGAAUAGCAGAAAUAUUUGGGUAGCAACAUGUGGAUAGUCCCAUACAUGCCUUUCUGUGUUCAGUGCUUGUGACUAUCGGAUUUAUUAUCUGAUUCCAUUUUUUAUUCUAAAAUCUCCCAGCUUUCAAAUAAUUUUUUGCUCUCGUGUAGCUAUCAUCUCCCUAUCGUCUAGGCAGUUUCUUCCAUAAUUACAUUAUCCUCAUUUAUUUCCGAAAACAAGUCAUUGGAAUGGAUUAUGAGCAAGAAUGAAUUGUAAGGUAUGAUUUUUUGUUUGUUAUUGGCAGCUGCAUAUUGAUUUAACAAAUUUUCUUGUACACUCUAUAAUUUCUUAUAAGCACCGUAAGUAAAAAUGCCACUUCUUAAGGAAAUUCUGAAAUAUGAUGUUUGGAAUGAAAUAAAAUGUUUAUAUUUCAUUGCUGCAGUACACAUUAUUUUAAUAUUUUAUCAUUUAUUUGUAAAUAGUUGAUAUUCCUUUCAUAUGGGUUGUUGUUUGAUUUUAUCAGUGGAUUUCAUUUACUAUACCACACUUCAUUUUUGUUAGAAUUUUCAUGCUUUUUUGUGUCCUGAAACAGAAUUAAUUUUCAACUUAAAUUAGAGGAAAGGGAAUUUAUCACUGGAAUUCAAUUUUGCUGUGGAAAGAAACAUAAUUUCCUUACAUAAAUUUCAGAAUAUUGUAAUCUUUCAAAACAGAUCUGAAACGAUUCUUUUGCUGCAUACCAUGUAUUCUGUGUUGAAAAGGACACAACACAUGUUGAAAUGAAUAAUGUUGUAGGAUGCAAAAUACAGUACAUGUGCUUAGAUUUUAGAGUGAUUUUAUUUCUUUCUCUUUUAUGCAUUAGAGCAUUUUAUGAAGCUCAUUGGGAGUGAUUUUUCACCCCAAACUCUUUGCUUUCAGUCAAUCGCAUGACACAAUUUCAAUCUGCAGUGUAAACACUAAUUAAAAUUUCAUGAAAUGCUCCAAGACGUAUGUAAGCUAUGCUGCCGAACUUUGGCAAAAGGAAGCAAGUUACAAAAGUAUCAUUUGUUGUAAAUGAGCAACGUGUGUUCAUCAUUUACUUAGGCGUCAAUGCAAUUUAACAGCAUAUUUUCUUCAAUAUCUUUCCAUAGAACGAUCAUUUCUUCCCCAAAAUUUGCCUGAACAGGCAACAUAGAAAGGAGGUUUCAGAAACAACAAUAACUCAAAUUUGACAGAUGUGUCACUUGCUUCCUUUUGCCAAAGUUGGGCAGUAAUAGGCACAAUUUCAUUACACCUUCAAAUGAUGUUAACUAUCACUCAGCCUUGUCACCAUGGUAGUUUACUAUAUUGGGAAAUUUACCAUAUUUUGAAUUCUAUAUAAAACAAGCCCAAAGUAUUAGGUACGUCGACGGGUAACUUUGCUUGAUAUCAAGUGUGGAAUGACUCAUUUGAGUAUUGACAACUUUCCGUCUGUUUAGUAUUUACAUUUUGAUUUCCAAGUAAAAGAUGUUUUGUUGAAAUACUUUUUCCCAAAAUGCUUUCAACAUAUUAAGUAUUACUCUUAUAAAAAAUUCACGUCUUGGCCCAAGUAAGGUUAUACUUCACAUUUCACUUGAUAAUGCAAUUUUUCUUUCAGAAGAUGAAAAUGAAAACAGCCUUGAUCAUAAAACGGUCAGUUCAUGUGAAUUGCCCAUAUUUGGAACUUAUAAAAAUUUGGAAAUGACCGAGUUUGGGAUCAAGGGUGGAAUAUAUGAUCAAAUACUGUCAAAACCACUGCACCCUGCUCUGUGGAACGUAAUGAUUUUGAUGCGGGCUUGUGUUUCUUAAAUGUGUGGCUUCAUGCCCCUAUGGAUUAUUUGUUAACAGAUAAUGUUGCAUGGUGCAAUAGUAUUUUCUUUUUUGCAGAACAAUUAUGCUGCUUUAUCAGAUGGUAUUAAUGGUAAAUAUUUUGAGCAACUUGCCUACUGGAUUACUGAAAAUUAUUUCUACAUACUACUGAAUAAAUUCCAGUUUGUCAAUAAUAAUUUUAUUUGAUAUGUAACCAUUUUUGAAGAAGCAUUAUUCCUUUAAAAGCUCUAAGAGCUUGAGCAUCUAUUCCAACAGAUGAUUGCAUUUAUUAAAUUGACUAAAAGUUGAAUAUUUCUGUAAAUUACUUCAAGUAACUGUACCAACAGAUUGGUUAGUUGUACAGUGAUUCAUUGUUAUUUUAUCAAAAUAUUUCAUUUAAUAAAAACUAAACAUGAUGAUGGGUUAUGCAUAAAAAUGAAUUUUACACUAGCAUAUCAUGAUGAUAUGGAAUAGAUUAUGUAGCACAAUAUAUGCUUAAAAAGCAAUCACACUUUGCUUAUGUUUAGAUCUGACCGCUUGUGAGUUGCCAUGUCGCUAGACUUUGUUUUUGAUGGACUUAUAUGAUAUACAUGUAGACCAUUUGUUUUAGUGGAUGAAUGUAUAUAAAUAUCAAAAGUUUUAUAUCACUGUGUGAGAAGCACAUGUUCAUAAUAUUUAAGAAUAAAUGAUAUGAGAAUAUGA
Lytechinus pictus (painted urchin) is the source of this 7410-nucleotide messenger RNA. Its product is annotated as mitochondrial proton/calcium exchanger protein-like. Gene Ontology annotation, cellular component: mitochondrial inner membrane. The coding region runs from base 485 to 2914 and encodes 809 amino acids. Gene Ontology annotation, molecular function: ribosome binding; calcium ion binding. The record is from RefSeq and is a predicted model, not a curated record. The transcript is spliced from 15 exons. Lineage: Eukaryota; Metazoa; Echinodermata; Echinoidea; Temnopleuroida; Toxopneustidae. Gene Ontology annotation, biological process: intracellular monoatomic cation homeostasis.